UUUCGCUGUCCGCCUGUUGUUGGAGGACGGGCGAGCGGACGAGAAGCAAGGAGCAGCGUUGUGCUGUUGUUGUGUUGUGGUGUGUUGCGAGUGAGACGGACGCUGACCAUGCAGACGUCACGGUGGUUGCUGGUGGGGGUGAGCGCUGUGUAUACACUGGCAGUGUUGGGGGUCGGUGUUUGGUUUGUGGGCAGGUAUCAGGGUACCGCGGACACCGUGGUUGGCGCAGAUGGCGUGCCGCAGCACAUGCACGACCGUCACCACAACCACCACCACCAGCAACGAGCUUACACGCUGGAGGAAGGUUUGAAGCAGCUGCUGCUUCUUCCCGGGUCGAGCGAGGAGCAGGGUGAAGACGACAGGCCACGCAACGUGCCAAGGUUACACUGGGAGCCGCAGAACAGCAGCGUUGUUGCUGGGCAAGCCUGUCAACACUGCCCGGUGGAAAUUCCGCGCAUCAUCCACCAGACGUGGAAGACCGAGGAGUUGCCAUACCUGGCGCAGUCGAGCGUGGAAUCGUGGCAGCGGCUGAACAAGGGCUACGAGUAUCGCUUCUACACGGACGAUGACAUUGCAGCAUACAUGGAGAAGAACCACCCCAACCUCGUGAACACGUGGAACCGCAUGAAGCCCAUCCACCGCGCAGAUCUCUUCCGCUACGUCAUCUUGCACGAUGUGGGCGGCUACUACGCGGACAUUGAUGUCACAUUGCAGACGCCACUGGACGACUGGCCGCUGAAGCACAACAUUCAUUACAGCGCAGCUGUCAUUGUGGGGUUUGAGAUCAUCACGCAACGGCCAGACUGGAAGCAGUGGUUUUCUCGGCAGUAUCAAAUGUGCCAGUGGACAAUGGCUGCUGCACCUGGACAUGAGAUCUUCGCUCGCACCAUCGGCAUCAUCAACGAGAACUUCAAGUCUCUCUCAGACACGGACAUCGAAACCAUGAGCGCCGUGAAGCUGACGGGCCCUGCCGUGUGGAGCGAUGCGGUAACGAGUCACCUCCAUGACCACUACGGUGUUGCUUUUGGACAAGGAAUGUUCACGGACGACAGACUGCGAGACAACUACGUGCUCAUUGGUGAUGUGCUGCUGAUGCCCAUGCGCUCCUUUGCCGUCGGCAGCGCAGGAUACUUUCCGCCAUCGUCGUUUGAGUGGUCAGACCAGCUUGUGACCCACGGGUUUCAGGGCUCCUGGAAGAAAAACCCAAAUCCUCAAUACGUCGAUUUUGGGCAAGAGGAGGCUGUCAUUCCGUUUGUGCCGCUGGAACGAACGUCCACUGCAGUCCUCCUGAGCGCCAAAUACGGGAUCCAAGGACAGCCUUCAACGCCGCUGACGUCACCGUACAUGGAGCCGCUCGAAAAUCUCUUUGACGGCAGCACAGACACCAAGUGGCUUGGCUACCACGACUUUACCGGCGAGGCUCCGCCUUCAGCAAAUGUCACCAUCGCCCUCUAUCCACGCCAGUACGCACAGCUGCGCGAAUAUGAACUCGUCUCCGGAAACGACAUGCCAAACCGUGACCCCGUCACGUGGCAAGUUGUGUGUGUCGGAGAGCACGAUGUCGAGACAGUCAUUCACAGCAACGACGGCGCUGUCUUCACUGAUCGAGUGCAAGCGAAAGCCUUCAGGGUGGCCAUGAUGGCGGUGUGUCGCUCGUUUGUGUUUGUGUUUAAGCAAGUCGUGAACCCACACAAGGUUGACUGCCUCCAGCUGACGGCGCUGCGGCUGACUGAUCUCACGCCAGCGCGACCGAGUGAACCAGAGUGCGAGUCGACGUCGUUUGGGCAGUUGUGCACGUGCUGUACGCUGGACAUCCGCGGCAGCGAGGGCGCCAUGAACGUUCUCGAUGAGAGCCUGUCGACGCAUUGGAAGGCAUCUUGGCCAGCAGCCAUCUCCCCUGAUGAUGGCGGUGGUCUUGAAUUGCGGCCAUCGCUGCGAUUUGUGUUUUCUGGCGGUGCGCGUCGCGUUAGCGGAUAUGAGCUGGCCCCUGCGGGCGACGAACGGGCCAUGGACCCGGCCGCUUGGCGUGUUGUUGGCAAGCGAGACGAGAAAGAGCAGCGGUGGGAGCAGGUGGAUAUUCGGUCCGGUGCCGUCUUUGAAGAGCGAGCAGCUCCACUUCGGUUUCACUUCGAGCAAACGCGACCAUUUGCUGUGUUGGAGUGGCAGCUGUUGUCAGCGCACAACAGCACGCAUCCGCAGUGCGUGGAUGGCACGCGCUUCUGCGUCCAGCUGGCGCGGUUUUCGUGGCUGUUUGAUGACGAAGACGGUCAAGCCGAGUCCAAUAGACAAUAGAGCAAUGACAAUG
Molecule: messenger RNA, 2305 nt
Organism: Salpingoeca rosetta
Lineage: Eukaryota; Choanoflagellata; Craspedida; Salpingoecidae
Exons: 13
Coding region: 109-2292 (727 amino acids)
Biological process (GO): protein N-linked glycosylation
Cellular component (GO): mannan polymerase complex
Molecular function (GO): alpha-1,6-mannosyltransferase activity
Source: RefSeq, a predicted model, not a curated record